AUGAUUUCUCACUCGUACUCUUGGGCUCUCUCAAUCUUUUUAUUGUUUCAUCCUUCUUUGUCUGAUGAAAACCCCAGUAAUGUUUCAUGCAUUGAAUCCGAGAAAUUUGCUCUUUUGGAGUUCAAGAACGACCUCACUGACGGUGGAAACCGACUCCUUUCUUGGAACAGUAGCAAUGAAGAUUGUUGCAAAUGGUAUGGAAUCACCUGCAACAAUCAAACUGGUCAUGUUAGCGAGAUCCACCUUCGUGGAUCUGAUCAUAGGUUUGGAGGGGAACUCAACCCUUCCUUGCUCAAUAUGACUUCACUCGUGUACUUAGACUUGAGCUGCAAUGAUUUUGGAGGGAACCCGAUUCCUACCUUCAUAGGUUCUCUCCACACCUUGACUUAUCUGAAUCUUUCUAUGUCAAGAUUUUCUGGGGAAAUUCCGAGUCAACUUGGGAAUCUCUCUAUGUUGCGCGUACUCAGUGUCCACAAUGUUUAUAGAAGUGUCCACAAUGUUUAUAGAAGUGAUCAAUAUGCGCAAAAAGUGAAGAGUUUGUGGUGGUUAUCGGGUCUUUCUUCUUUGCGCCACCUUGACAUGAGUGGGGUUACCCUUGGCAAAGUGUUUGAUUGGUCACAGGUGAAUCGAAUCCUCCCUUCUUCUCUUGUGGAACUGUAUUUCUCGUCUUGUGGACUUCCCCCUAUCAGGCCUGGUUCAGCUCUGGAUAAUCUUAGUUUGCUUUCAAUCCUUGAUCUUUCCGAUAACAAUUUCAGUACCAACUCGAUACCUAGUUGGAUAUCUAGUUUAUCGAGUCUAGUUUCCUUAAACCUUGCUAACUGUGAUUUCAGUGGUCCGAUUCCUGCUGGUCUUAUGAACAUGGUUUCCCUUAUUACCAUUGAUUUGUCAAAUAAUCAACUCACGAGUAUUCAAACCAUGCUUAAUUCGUCUCCAGGAAACAUUUGUAACUUGAGGGAAAUCAAUCUUUCUUGGAACAAAUUUAAUGGGAAGAGUCUGUUGGAGGUCCUCACAAGUUUGUUCAAAUGCGAGUCGUCUAAACUUGAGUCUUUAAGGUUCGCAGCGAGUGGGCUUUCUGGUUAUUUACCACCGCAACUCGGUAAUAUGAAGAACUUGGUUCAUAUCGAUCUUAACAGCAAUUCAAUUUCUGGGUCAAUCCCCGAUUCUUUAGGAAAUUUACAGUCCUUACAAACUCUAGAACUAAAAUCUAAUUCAAUAUCGGGCCCGCUUCCUGACUCAAUAGGAAGGUUAUCAUCUUUGCUACGGAUGCAUCUUCCUUACAAUUCGAUAACUGGCCCACUCCCAGAUUCUUUAGGAAGAUUAUCAUCUUUGGAGAGGUUAGAUAUUUCGAAUAAUGAAAUCAACGGGACUCUUCCUCAAAGUGUUGGUCAACUUACGAAGCUGAUGAUCCUUAACAUCAGGAACAAUCUGUUAACAGGUGUUGUGACUGAAGAUCAUUUUGCUAAUCUCACCAGCUUAACCAAUUUGCUUGCGGAUGCAAACAUGUUAAGACUUCAGAUAUCGGCUAAUAACUGGGAACCACCUUUCCGACUCCAAAUAUUGAUCUUGAAUUCUUGGAGUUUAGGUCCAAAGUUCCCUUCUUGGCUUCAAAACCAGACAAAUUUGUCCAUCUUGUAUCUAGCCAGCACGGGCAUUUCAGAUAACAUUCCAAGUUGGUUCUCGACUACGCUUUUGAGUUUGCAGUAUCUGAAUCUCUCGGAUAAUAAUUUAUCAUCAGUGUCUCUGAAGGAUUUAUUUUGUUCUAAAAUAGAUGCAGAACAGAAACAAGUUAUAUAUUUGAAUCUGGGUAAUACUAAUCUUUCAGGUGUUCUUCCUGACUGUUGGGGGGCCUGGGGAACCUUGAAACUUUUGAACUUCCAGAACAAUAAUCUCACUGGUGAAAUUCCAAGAUCCUUGGCAAGGUUAUCCAUGUUAGAAUCAUUAAACAUGCGCAAUAACAAGCUCUCGGGAGAAUUACCUGUGAAUCUGAUGAAUUCAAAGAGCUUACAGAUCAUCGACCUUUCUGAAAAUAGAUUCAUCGGCGGCAUACCGAUACCAAUGGGUGGAGAAGGUACAAAUUUGAAGGUUCUGAGCCUUCAUUCGAACACACUGAAUGGCAAGAUCCCAGAUGAAAUCUGCAGACUUGAUUCUAUCCAAACUCUGAUCCUUGCUAAUAACAAUCUUUCAGGCGAAGUACCAAACUGCUUUCACAAUUUUAGUCUCAUGACAGGAAAAGCAAAUCCAAAUAAAAUUGUCUUGCUAGCCGGAAAUGAAUUUAUGGGCAGUGCUUGGUUGGUGUUGAAGGGAAGGGAGAUUGGGUACAGCAGCAAUCUUGGUCUAGUGACAUUCUUGGACCUUUCAGGGAACGAUUUAUCGGGGGUUAUUCCAAGUGAGAUUACGAGGCUGGUGGAGUUGAAAUAUUUGAAUUUUUCUGGUAAUCGAUUAACAGGGAGGAUGCCUGAGAAGAUUGGCGACAUGAAGGAGUUAGAAGCUCUUGAUUUGUCGAUGAAUGAGCUUGAGGGGAUGGUUCCUUUGAGCAUGUCAAGUUUGAGUUUCUUGAAUUGGUUGAACUUGUCGUACAACAACUUGACAGGAAGAAUUCCAUCAAGCACUCAGCUACAGAGCUUUGAGGAUUGGAGCUUUGUUGGCAACAGACUGUGUGGUGCUCCAGUCAGAUUAGGAUGCGAAAGGAGGCAGGGUGAAAAGGUGGGUGAAGUAGGAGAAGGAGGUGGUGGACCAGAUUGGAGACUUGUUAUAAGCAUAGUGGUUGGAUUUGUUGUGGGCUUCUGGAUUGUCGUGGCUCCGUUGAUGGUUAGCAAGGCAUGGAGGGUAUCAUAUUUUCAAUUUAUGUGUGAUAUUUGGUACAAGUUCUAUGAUUUUGUGGUCAAGUACUCUUCCAACAAAAAUGUUAGUUUAUAA
Cynara cardunculus var. scolymus (artichoke) is the source of this 2916-nucleotide messenger RNA. RefSeq names its product receptor-like protein EIX1. The record is from RefSeq and is a predicted model, not a curated record. Gene Ontology annotation, molecular function: protein binding. NCBI's taxonomy places the organism in Eukaryota, Viridiplantae, Streptophyta, Magnoliopsida, Asterales, Asteraceae. The coding region runs from base 1 to 2916 and encodes 971 amino acids. The transcript has a single exon.